Messenger RNA from Lynx canadensis (Canada lynx), 1973 nucleotides. It is a transcript of the gene DMRT2, whose product is annotated as doublesex and mab-3 related transcription factor 2. The coding region runs from base 1 to 1683 and encodes 560 amino acids. The transcript is spliced from 3 exons. Lineage: Eukaryota; Metazoa; Chordata; Mammalia; Carnivora; Felidae. Gene Ontology annotation, cellular component: nucleus. Gene Ontology annotation, biological process: regulation of transcription by RNA polymerase II; sex differentiation. Gene Ontology annotation, molecular function: RNA polymerase II cis-regulatory region sequence-specific DNA binding; DNA-binding transcription factor activity, RNA polymerase II-specific. The record is from RefSeq and is a predicted model, not a curated record.
AUGGCCGACCGGCCCGCGGGCCCGGCGGCCGGGGACUGGGAGAUCGACGUGGAGAGCCUGGAGCUGGAGGAGGACGGCCGCGGGCCGCCGCCGCCUACGCCGCCCGGGCCCAGCCCGCCGUCGGCCGACGGGGACGGCGAGGACGACGAGGACGAGGACGAGGACGACGACGCGGAAGAUGAGGGCGACGGCCUGGAGGCGGGCGCUUCCCCGGGGGUGCAGGGCCGGCCGGAGCAGCAGCGGGGAGCGCCGCGGGGGCCGACCCCCGCGCCGCAGGCCUCGCCGGCGCCGGCCGGACCCCCGGAGCGCGGCGCGAACGCGGGCGGCGGCGCGGAGCCGCGCAAGCUCAGCCGCACGCCCAAGUGCGCGCGCUGCCGCAACCACGGCGUGGUGUCCUGCCUCAAGGGCCACAAGCGCUUCUGCCGCUGGCGCGACUGCCAGUGCGCCAACUGCCUGCUGGUGGUGGAGCGCCAGCGCGUCAUGGCCGCCCAGGUGGCGCUCCGGAGGCAGCAGGCCACCGAGGACAAGAAGGGGCUUUCCGGGAAACAGAAUAAUUUCGAGCGCAAAGCCGUGUAUCAGAGGCAAGUCAGGGCACCCAGUUUGCUGGCCAAAAGCAUUUUAGAAGGCUACCGCCCAAUUCCAGCAGAGACUUAUGUGGGAGGGAGCUUACCCCUACCUCCCCCGGUAAGUGACCGGAUGAGGAAAAGGCGAGCCUUUGCUGAUAAAGAGUUGGAGAACAUUAUGCUGGAGAGAGAAUAUAAAGAGAGGGAGAUGCUGGAAGCUUCCCAAGCUGCUGCCUUGUUCCUGCCCAACCGUAUGGUGCACGGACCUGAAUAUAACUCCUACAAAAGUGCCUAUAGCCCCUCCCCAGUGGAGCCUCCAAACAAAGACUUCUGCAAUUUUUUGCCCACCUGCCUUGAUCUAACCAUGCAGUAUUCAGGCUCUGGGAAUAUGGAACUCAUCUCUUCCAACGUCAGCGUGGCUACGACUUACAGACAGUAUCCCUUGUCCUCAAGAUUUUUAGUUUGGCCCAAGUGUGGCCCCAUUAGUGACACUCUUCUGUAUCAGCAAUGCCUGCUAAACACCACCACCUCGGUUCAAGCCCUGAAACCCGGGGCCAGCUGGGACUUGAAGGGAGUGCGAGUCCAGGAUGGCCUUGUCGCAGAGCACGACAUGGUACCACCCAAACUAGAAGGCUCGCUGGUGUCGCCUCAUGCUGCAGAGGUCCAGACCUCCAGAAGUGACCUUCACGGUCACCAGGCUGUCCCUGAGAGGUCUGCGUUCUCCCCACCCCAACGGAAUUUCUCUCCCAUUGUUGACACGGACUCCCUGGCGGCUCAAGGGCACGUCUUAACCAAGAUCAGCAAAGAAAGCACCAGGCACCCUGUGCCACUUAAACAUAAUCCAUUCCAUUCAUUAUUCCAGCAAACUCUUAAUGACACAUCAGGCCCUGAGCUGAAAACGCCAUUUGUCAAAGGGGCCUUUGAAGACGCCCCUAAGAAGCCCAGAGAGUGUUUAGUCAAGGAGAACCAGAAGUACACGUUUACAAUAGAUAGAUACGCGAAAGACCUUUUCGUCGCCAAGCAAGUUGGAACAAAACUCUCUGUGAAUGAACCCCUGUCAUUUUCUGUCGAGUCUAUUCUGAAGAGGCCUUCAUCUGCCAUCACUCACGUCUCUCAGUGAAAGGCUGCUUACACAGAAAGCUGGAUUUUCUGCCAUCUUGGAGGGUUCCUACCAGUGGCUAAUUUUUUUUUUCUUUUUUAAGAAGAAGGGUUCACAUGUUUGUAUAAAGAAAUUUCUAAUGUAAAUGGGGAUGAUUUAAAAAAAUUAUAUAUAUUCAUAUGCAUGUACUUUUUCUCACCACAUAAAUAUAUUUAAACUUAAAGAUGGAAAUUGCUUAUGUGCAAACUGUAAAGUUCCAUGCUUUACACAGCAUUUCAAAAAGCAAUAAAGUUGACACUGUCUUCUGAAAA